CUCACAAUCUUCACACGCCCGUCUUGAAAUUUUCGUGAUCCUUCAUUUUCUCAUUCUCAUUCCUUCCACUUACUUGCAAUACUGUAGUAACAAGCCUACAUACAAUGGGCGUCAAGAGAUUCCAACGCGUACUGCAAGACGAAGGAUGGCUUCCGGAAGAGACUUCUUGUUGCUCUGUCUCUCUAUGGCGACCCGCCAAUGUCAUGGUGGAUUGUCCCAAAUUUGCCAGUCGCGUGAGCAUGGUCCAGCGUCGUUCCACGCUGCUCAUUGAUGGCGCCGGUUUGGCGUUUCAUUUGUACCGUGUGGCAUAUGCGCGACGCAUGCAACAAGUCUGUGGAUGUGGAUGUGCGUCUGUCAAACACGUACAGCCACAUCAAGUCACACCGCUGCUGCCCAAUUUCUUGCCAUUGACGCUAUUGGAUGAAGUGACGCGCGAAUUUGUCGAGACUUUGCAAAAGAAACAUCACAUGAAACUCAUUGUGUAUUUCGACGGCGAAUUACGACGAGAUGCCAAACGACAUACGGAUGUCCAACGACAUUCGCGACACUCGGAUGAAUGGCUUGCCCUAGAACAGUACUGCAAUUACGGACAAAUGCCGUUGGUCCAGACGACGUGUCAAUGGUUUACCCAGUUUCCCAAACAUCGACUGUUUCUCACACAAAUCAAAUACACACUGCAUGUCUGUCAAGUACAAGUUCAGCACUGUCAGGAAGAAGCCGAUGCGGAAUUGGCGCAUCAAGCACACAAAAUUCCCAAUUCCUAUGUCGUGGGAAAUGACACGGAUUUUUGUUUCUUUCCCAAUCUGCAGUAUAUUCCGCUACAAACACUGCAUGCCGAUGCGUCUGUCGUUACAGCCGCUGUCAUUACACGACAGGCACUGGCGCAGUCACUUCAUUUGCCCGAUCAAGCUGCGUUGGUAGAACUCGCCAUUCUCAUGGGAAAUGAUUACGUUCAUCCCUACAAUUCUUCACAACAGCACCAACAACACAACAAUCAAAGUCAACACAGUAAACACAAUAAGAGAGUGGACAAGUUGGACUUUGAAAGUCCCUGGACCAAAGAUCUACUCCAUCAUUUACGGGCACAAGGAAAAGGAUAUCGAGUCAAGGCAUUGUCGGGACAAGAAACCGAACAAGCCAUGGCGUUUGCCAGGGCAGUUUACAAUCUGCAAGACUUAAAUCAACAGUCUCCUCUCGUCAAUCCUAGAGAUUAUCAUCAUGCCAACAGCAACACUUCUGCCAGCAGCAGUCAAGAUCAUGGCGACGACGAUGAGGACACAAUAUCAGCGCCCUCCAUUCCCGACGAUUUCCCCAGUCAUUUGGCUCUCAUACAACCCAAUGAUUUGUCUUUGGUGGGAGCUGUACUACGUUGUCUUCAGGCAUAUCUCAAUCAACAGACUUCUACUUUCAUUCGACAAGAACACUUGGAAGCCAUGAAAUUGCUGGCACUCUACACCAACAACGAAAACGACAAUACACCCUGGAGACCUCUUUGGGAGGAUAUGCAAGCUUGUUUUGUCAUUGAAUCUUGUAUUGCCUAUGUCUCCAAAAAGUCGGCACAAUCGCCUGUUGUCAGACUCAAUCCACCGGCCAAAGUAUUCGAUGCUUACAAGUGGCAUAGAGCACUUUACAAACGACGAAAUCCAACCACAACCGCUAUCCAAAAUACUCUUCCACCCAUUCCACCCAUUCCACCACAAACUACUACUUCUACCAAAAAACAGCAACAACAACAAACACAAGAACCCGUCGUACUGCCCAUUGACGAACACGAAGCCAAUAUUAUGCAACAAAUUCAACAAAAUCGAGUCACUAUCAUUCAAGGAGAAACGGGAUGUGGAAAGUCAUCACGAGUUCCCAUUAUGAUUUUAAAUGCCUGUCAAGCGCUUGGCGAGAAUUGUCAAUUGUUUAUAUCCCAACCACGACGAUUGGCGGCCAAAUCAUUGGUGGAACGUUUAAGGGCUACGGAAUCGUAUUGGGGACAACGCAUUGCGUUGCGCAUGGGACACGGUGUGAGGGAAUAUGAAACCAGUCAGACACGAGCGUGGUUUGUCACGACGGGAUACCUCGUCAGGUUACUUUCCAAUCAUCCCGAGCGAUUUCGCAAUGUCUCGCAUUUGAUUAUUGAUGAGAUUCACGAACGAUCCGUCGAUACCGAUAUUUUAUGUCUCUUGUGUCGACGACUCAUUGAGACUCAUCCACGCAUUCGACUCGUACUCAUGUCGGCCACAUUGGCGGCGAGUUUGUAUCAAGAGUACUUUGGAAUAUCCGAACCCACCAUUCAAGUCGGUGCCAGACGAUUUCCCAUUGAAGAAGUCUUUGUCGAAGAUAUUCCCAAAAAGAUUCGAUUACCCUCGAAAGAAGUCAAGGCCAUUAAACAAAUUGCCGCCGAGUGCCAAAAAACACAGUGUGUCGCUCCGCCAUCGGCAUCGACCAUGGAGUGUCUGUACACGAUUGCCGCACGGCUUGCCAUUACACUGGGCCAGCCAGGAUCGUCCGUGUUGAUUUUUGUACCGGGCAUGAGAGACAUUGAGAGUAUUUCGGAAAUGAUUGAAAAAAUGUAUGUGCCGGGUGUCACAUACACGUGUAUUCCAGUCCACGGCGAUAUUCCCUUUGAGGAUCAAAUGGCCGUCUUUGAGGAGACGAAUGAAGUCAAAAUCAUUGUGGCGACGAAUGCGGCAGAAUCUUCCAUUACUCUGCCAGACUGUGAUCAUGUCAUCUGCACGGGACUCCAAAAGCAAAUUACGUACAAUGCAUCCAGUCAUCGUCAGAUGCUGUCACCAACAUGGAUCUCCAGAGCGAGUGCUCAGCAGCGAAGUGGUCGGGUGGGAAGGGUUCGUCCAGGCACAGUGUAUCGGCUCUACACGAAAGAGGCGUAUGAAACGUUGAUGAAACAAUUUGAAUCUGGGGAAAUGCUUAGGAUGCCUUUGGAUGCAGUCAUCCUCCAACUCAAGGAGAUCUUGAAUGGCGAAGAGACUACACCUGCCCUUCUGGAAUGCCUCGAACCUCCGGAUCUGUCGACAAUUGAACGGUCGUACCAAAGCCUGUACAAGGCCAACUUUAUUACCCAGCCUCACGACUACGGCGAGAUUACUCAUCUUGGAGCCUUUGUCUCGGCCAUUGGGAUUGACCUUACCCUAGGCGCUUUGAUUGGUCUAGGAAUUCAGUUCGGUGUCGGCCCAGAGGCGAUUGACUUGGCAGCUGUCUUGUCCUUUCCAAAGACGCCAUGGCUCGUUAGCAGCUCGCUCGUGCACAAGCCGAAAACCUUCAAUGCUGGGACUGUAAAGGCCUAUUGUUCGAAGAAUCAGUUUGACUCUUCCAUCUUCUCCGAUGCCAUGGGGGCCAUGAAUCUGAUACACGAGUACUCUCGCCUGCACGGCAGCAAGCUCUCUGCCUUUUGCAACUACCAUGGCAUCCAUAACACCAGGAUCAAACGCCUGAUUUCGACGCGCAAGAAUCUUGUCUCGCGGGUGGCGGACUUUGUCAAAGUAGACGCGAGCCUCUUGAAACUUUGCGAACCGCUUUCGAGGACGCACCACUCGAAAUUGACCCUUCUUCGCUUGAUCCAUGUUUGGGUGUUUCACGACACAAUAAUUGAAUACAAUCCGCUAUCAAUCAAGGCCAAUCCUGACGAUUCAUUGUCUCUGAAGCUCAAGGCGAGCAAAGGUCUUGAGGAAUCUCACCUUUGGACGUUGCUUCGGAGCGACAGGCAUCCGUUUGCCUUGAAGACGCAUGCCGAAGUGGAGCAAACUGGAGGCUUUAGUUGUCCUGAGAAUGAAAGUUUUGACCUUGGGACGUUUCUCGUUGGCUUUGAAGUGAGACUGGUGUCUUUUUCCAUCCAAAGGGGCCUAGACCUUGCUUGGUUCUGGUAUGAAGAAGGACUACAACUAUAUGUUUGCUCAGAUUUCUACGAAUCUGAAGACUUCCAGUUUCUUCGGGAACAAUGGGGCAAUGCUAUGGAAGAAACUGUGCUUUUUUGUGUUGAGACCCCUGCCAGAAGCCGCCGUGGACGCCAAGAGCGCGAUGCUGGUAGAUGGUUCAUAGUGGAUGAGCCUAAGGCACUUGAAGGAGCCGUUGACGCAUCCUCCAAGUUCGUCCAAGUCAAAAAGUUUGCUUUGCGCGGCGCAAGAUCGGGAUACGGAAUCAACAACAGCAUUAAGAUUCACCUUCGGAAAAAUGUCAGCGUUAAAGGGGGGCUCUCGUUUGACUUUUCAAAGAACACGAAAAAGAACAGGCGCAAUGCUGUGUUUCAAAUCUUUUGCUGUGGAACAGAUGCCUUCAGGAUUACGGAUAUUGAACUGUGCGACUUGCUUGCCAUUGCCCGUUUGGAUGGAAACUAUCGAUUGUUGGAUAAGCACGAUGGCGGCUACCAAUACAUUGUUUUCGCGCCCGCCGACGACCCGAAGACGACGGCUUCACCGAGCACUCCAAGCAGUCCUGGACGCAUGAACCAAGCCGAAUCGUGUUCAAGCCUGAAACAACCGCUUCUACGCAAUGCUCCAGAGGGUGCUCGGCUUUUAGCUGUGCUAGCUGCUUCCAGAAGAAGAGAUCCGACAAUUCAUGUUCCCCUUCAAACUGACGAUGCUGAGGAGGAAGAAUGUAUGACGUUUGGCUUGGACAAUGGAUGGGGAAAGAUGCAGGCACGUUGGACAAAGAUUGGGACCGAUCGCUCAGUUUUCGUUUCAGAAAACUCAGUUCCCUCUUCAGUUGUUCCUGUCGGGUCCAUUGGGACGCUGUAUGCAUGCUGUGCCAAUACACUUGACCUGCGCGGUGGAGGCAUGCGUGCAGAACACCUCACGCUCUUGCCGCCAGGUGGGUUCUUCCUCCUCCUAUCUUUGUUGACUUUUGGUAUCGCUCCGGAUGGUUUGGAGUUUCCUGAGGCAGACAAUGAUGAUCUUGACGAUAUCAUCGCGGACUUUGUCGCGUGGGGAAUGCAGAGGGAGGCCAAGCCGGAUGCAGAAGAUGUACCUUCCCCGAUUGAUUGGGAAUCCAGAGUGCGGAUGGCAAUCGAUUUCAGUCGCUCGUGCACCAAUCUAGGAGAACAGCUUAUCUGUUUUCCAGACAAGGUUAGCCAGUUGUGUGCCAUCUUUGAUGGCGUUGAUGGAUACGAAAUGGAAGUCUGGCCCAACUUGAAGUCUGAUCCAUUUAUUCCCAUGACUGAAAGCGAAAGGAAACAAAGAGACAUGGUGUUGGCAGGGCUACAGCAUCCAGUAGAGUCUUACAGCAGGAUGGAAUCUGCAGCAUCUGAAUCGAGCUCCAACGUUGCGAUUGGGCUGGCAGAACACUUGCUAGCAGUCACUUCGAUCUCGCAGAAUCUUCAAAACGAAUCCCAAUCCCAAUUUGAGGAUGCGGAGGACGAGGUGGAGGAGGAAAAGAAGGAAGACAAGGCCCUGCGCGGUGAGGAAGUACUGGAGUUCCUCCCCGAACUAGUCGCAAUUUCUGGGAGCAUGUUUGCUACUGACUUCGGGACAGAUUGCCUACCAGAUAACAACAAGCUUCAUUCAACCAAUAUCAUGGCAAUGUGCGUGAAACAAUAUUUUGCUGGGCUGAUGUACGAUGCCUUUUUGCAGCCAGAAUCCAGCCAUCACGCUGACUUGAUUGCGGCAUCCCAGAGGUUUGGUGAGUUGAAGUUCAGCAGGGAUCAGUGGACUGUGUUUCGUUACUUGGAUCAAGAUGGGAAAGACUGGUAUCAAGCUGUCUUCAUAGCAAGGGCUCUUCCUUUGAAGGGCCGUAGCACCAGGGGAUUGGCAGGCUGGCUCAGGUACUCUCGACCAUGGUUGACGGGCAAGGCAUUGGAAUGUGUUCCGCAACGAUUUCGUGAACAGUUGGAGCAGCACUCACUACAGACAGAAGUAUACCAAAGUGGAAACCGGAAGCUCCGAGCUGUCCUCUUUGACUCCAUCGAGACAGCUGUUCGCGCAGAGGCUGCCUUUUUCUUGGAGUGCAACUUUGGUGGAAGUAAGGAGAGGCAUUGGUACGAUCAAAGCUUCCAUGAACUGGUGCAGCAGCUAUCAAGCCGUGCCAUGACCAGUGGUGAUAUCUUGAAACGCCUGAAGGCCGGGGACGGAAGCCGCUCUGUUCGGCGUACCAGUACAAGAAGCAACAAGAAUUAAAGCUAUUAGCUACGCUAUUCUAUUCAACAUCUGAUCUGCCAAGCA
This is a messenger RNA of Seminavis robusta, 6158 nucleotides long. The record is from the annotation of a GenBank genome assembly. Lineage: Eukaryota; Bacillariophyta; Bacillariophyceae; Naviculales; Naviculaceae.